Anopheles marshallii is the source of this 1377-nucleotide messenger RNA. RefSeq names its product POC1 centriolar protein homolog. NCBI's taxonomy places the organism in Eukaryota, Metazoa, Arthropoda, Insecta, Diptera, Culicidae. Gene Ontology annotation, molecular function: protein binding. Bases 1 to 1377 code for a protein of 458 amino acids. The record is from RefSeq and is a predicted model, not a curated record. The transcript is spliced from 3 exons.
AUGUUGGACCCUGUACUGCAACGACACUUGAAAGGUCACCGGGGAAAGCUGACCGGUCUAUCGUUCAACCCGGAAGGGACGCGUUUCGUGACGAGCUCGGUCGACCACUCAGCAAUCGUGUGGACCAACAACGAACAGGUACGCUGUAUGCGAUUCGAGGCUCACACGGAUGUUGUGAACGAUGUUUGCUGGUCGCCGGACGGUAGAAUCAUAGCGACCGUUUCCAAGGAUCGCUCUGUAAAGAUUUGGGUCCCUUCGAUGCUGGGUAAUUGCGACGAAUUCCGCGGCCACACCUCGAACGUCCGCUCGGUAGAUUUCGAUCCGUCCGGCAAAAAGUUGCUCACCGCCUCGGACGACAAAACGGUCAAGCUGUGGAAAGUGUCCCGCAAGCAGUUUCUGUCCUCUUUCACCGGACACACGAAUUGGGUGCGAUGUGCACGAUUUUCACCAAAUGGUAAAAUGAUCGCGUCCUGCGGUGACGAUCGUACAUUGAAGUUGUUUGACCCGUCUACCGGGCAGUGUAUUCACACCUUUUACGACCAGAAGGGGGCUGGAUGUAAGGUGGCCUGGCAUCCGGAUAGUACACUGGUAGCUAUUGCCUUAGACAACUGUCGGGUGAAAAUAUUCGAUGUGAAUAUCAAGAAAUUGAUUCAAUACUACCGCAUCUACGACGGUCCGGUCAAUUCACUCGACUUUCAUCCGUCCGGAAACUAUCUCAUUACGGGAAGCGAUGAUGGCGUGACAAAAAUCAUCGAUUUGUUGGAAGGUCGUCAAAUAUUCACACUCACUGGGCAUCGUGGACCGGUCACGACGGUAAAAUUCUCUAAAGAUGGACAGCUAUUUGCGACAGGAAGUGAAGAUUGUCAUGUCAUGCUUUGGAAGGCAAAUUUGGACCAAGAUUCGGCACACAACUCACUCUAUUCAGCGGACAGUAGCUGCGAGAUAACAAAUCCAACCGGUGGAGAACGAAAAUUUAGCUUCAAUCGCGACGUAACUGAGGCACAUGCCGACGAUGAUGAUUCUGCGUUUAAUUGUAACAAGGAAAAUCUCCCAGAUACUAGCAUCUUUGUCGAUGCGACGAAGACGGAGAAUUUCAAAAUAUCGGACGCCGUCGAGGAAAUCGUAAUCAAACUGAAUAAAUCCCUCGCCGAAAACUGUCGAACCAAAGCGCACGGGCUGAGUGUCAGUUUCACAGGAAAACGCCAACAGGCACGAUCUGCUAUAGCCUCCAAUCCAACGUCCACACAAUCUUCAAGCAAUCGCACCGAGGACUUUGAAGAACACGUUUUGGUCUGUUUGAACAGUAUCAGUCGAAGGAUGGAGAGUUUUCAUAACAGAAUUUCGCUACUUGAAGAUGUCUUGCUCGAUCGAUCAUAA